AAGAAAGAGGAGCACAUGAACCAAUCAGAGAAGACCUCACUGCUGCCUGGAGACCAGCGACCAAUGAGAAGCGUCCGUCUGAGCGCGCAGAAACGGAUCUGUUGCUGUGUUUGUGUUUCUGAGUUUAUUAACGACACCAGGAUCACAAAGCCUCCUAGAAUGAGUCUCUCUCUCCGACCGGAUCUUGCAGCCGACAAAAACAAGCGUAAGAAGAGGAGAGAGCUCACCGAGGAUCAGAAACAUGAAAUCAAAGAGGCGUUCGAUCUGUUUGACACCGACAAAGAUAAAGAGAUAGAUUACCACGAGCUGAAGGUGGCGAUGCGAGCUCUGGGUUUUGAGGUAAAGAAAGUGGACGUCCUGAAGAUCCUGAAAGACUACGACAGAGAGGGGAACGGGAAAAUCACAUUUGAGGAUUUCAACGAAGUGGUGACCGACCGCAUCCUGGAGCGAGACCCGAAGGAGGAGAUCAUGAAGGCCUUCAAGCUGUUCGACGACGACGAAUCAGGGAAGAUCAGCCUGAGGAACCUGAGACGGGUCGCUCGAGAACUCGGGGAGAACAUCAACGACGAGGAGCUGCGGGGGAUGAUCGACGAGUUCGACACGGACGGGGACGGGGAGAUAAACCAGGACGAGUUCCUCUCCAUCAUGACGGCAGACUCCUGAUCCGGAUGUUCUAGUCCUUGGACCGGUCGUCCUCACAGACUGAACAUCAUGGACUCUGAUAGUCUGAAGGAGUCUGGACUUUUGACCUGUAGCUCAUCACAUUAAAGGACCAUCUGGAGCCGGUCUGUCUCUGUCUGAAGGUUCACGUGUUGAUAUCAUGACUUGUUUGUGUUUGAUCCGGUUCUGUUGAUCUCUCCGUGUUUGUCUGAAGACGUCCUCCUGAAGGAACGAGAGCGUCUGUAUUUAAGGUGUUUGAAUGUUUUAUUUAUUUUGUACUAAAUAAACAGAGUAGUCUUCA
Molecule: messenger RNA, 961 nt
Organism: Notolabrus celidotus (New Zealand spotty)
Lineage: Eukaryota; Metazoa; Chordata; Actinopteri; Labriformes; Labridae
Gene: cetn3
Product: centrin 3
Exons: 5
Coding region: 16-663 (215 amino acids)
Biological process (GO): spindle pole body duplication
Cellular component (GO): microtubule organizing center
Molecular function (GO): microtubule binding; calcium ion binding
Source: RefSeq, a predicted model, not a curated record